ACUACACAGGUAGUUAAGUUGUUUAAAUAAUUGAACUACAAUACAUAAUAAGCUUCAUCCUUGAAGAAUCACACACACGAAAAAAAAAAAAAAAACAUAUAGGAAAUAUUUGUCAGUAGAAGUUUCAGGAUAGAAACUUGUGACGAAAUCAGUGACCGGACACCAGCCACUAAUUAAAGAAUAGCUGGUGUCGGUAUGACCGGACACCAGCCACCAAUUAUGAUAUUAUUGAAGUCUGGUUGACCCAAUUAUGGAUGUCCGGUCCACGUACCCAAGCACUUCCUUUCUCCUUAUCGGUCACCAUGGCCUCUUGCCCCACCGCCUUUUUCUGCAACCACGCAGCAACAGCAGCACCGUGGUCAUCUUCCAGAACCGGAACCAGAAGAAGCUUCUGUAGGCGGAGCUCUGUGAAAACAACCAUCAAUGCCAAGCUCGACCAGAAGACGUCGUUGCAGUACAAGAAGCUCGGAGACUCAGACCUUGUAAUUAGCGAAAUCACUCUCGGAACCAUGACAUUCGGCCAGCAAAACACAGAGAAAGAAGCUCAUGAGAUUCUCAGCUACGCAUUCGAAAAUGGGAUUAACGCUUUGGACACUUCAGAAACCCACCCAUUUCCAAUGAAGAAGGAAACUCAGGGAAGCACUGAUCGUUUUAUCAGCAGCUGGCUCAAGUCUCAACCCCGUGAUAAGGUGAUUUUGGCAACAAAAGUAGCCGGGUAUUCGGAGACGGCAAGUUACCUGCGUGACAAUGCCACGGUCUUGCGGGUGGAUGCUGCAAACAUUAAGGAAAGUGUAGAGAAAAGCCUUAAGCGCCUUGGCACAGAUUACAUUGAUUUAAUACAAAUUCAUUGGCCAGAUCGCUAUGUGCCACUAUUUGGUGCGUAUUCUUAUGAUUUUUCCAAAUGGAGACCAAGUGUGCCAUUCGUGGAGCAGCUGAAGGCUUUUCAAGAACUCAUUGAUGAAGGAAUGGUACGCUACAUUGGUGUUUCCACUGAAACUUCAUAUGGAGUGAUGGAAUUUGUACAUGCAGCUAAAGUUGAAGGACUACCAAAGAUCGUCAGUAUCCAAAACCGUUACAGUCUGCUAGUUAGAACUCGUUUUGAAAUUGAUCUUGUUGAAGUUUGCCACCCGAAAAAUUGCAACAUUGGCUUACUGGCUUAUUCUCCACUGGGUGGUGGAACUCUUACUGGAAAGUACAUAGAUAUCAAUUCCGAAGCUGCAAAAAAAGGGAGGCUGAACCUUCUCCCUGCCUACAUGGAAAGAUAUAACAAAUCUAUUGCCAGGGAAGCAACAAUAAAGUAUAUCGAGACAGCCAAGAAGCACGGGCUAACUCUGGUUCAGCUUGCACUUGGGUUUGCACGGGACCGUCCUUUUGUGACAAGUUCAAUCGUUGGUGCAACUUCUGUGAACCAACUGAAGGAAGACAUUGAUGCUUUUCUGUUGACCGAGAGGCCUUUGCCACCAGAAGUGGUGGCUGACAUUGAAGAUAUUUUCAAGAGUUACAAAGACCCUCCCAUGUUUUGAAAAAAGUAGCCUAGGAAGUGUAAUUAUUGUUUUCACUUCACAUGUCUGGUUUAGAUGACAAUCGAAGGUCAAUGAUAUCCCUUGUUUGACCUUGGGAAUUCCGGUUUUGUGCGGUGAGCAGAAGCAUGAGAUUUGUUGAUGCUCAAAAAUGGUUGAGCCAAGAUUGAGUCCAACCUAGUGAUGAGGUAUGAUGGAUGAUGGGUGCAGGUGAAGACCUUCAGCAUAUGCAAGCGCUUUCGGCAGAUUGUUGCCUUCGGUAAUCAAGGUAAAUAAAGUAAAUAAGCAUGUAGAAGACAAGAUAUACGUGGUUCACCCGAAUGAUGAGUUACGUCCACGGAGAAAAAUGUUCUCAUUAUGAUAAUGUUUGUUUACAUUUGUACAAGGGGUUGGACCCAAAUAUAAAGAUAAGAAUGGAGAAGCCCAUAAUUAAAGAUAAAGC
Prunus mume (Japanese apricot) is the source of this 1962-nucleotide messenger RNA. RefSeq lists its product as uncharacterized. Gene Ontology annotation, molecular function: oxidoreductase activity. Lineage: Eukaryota; Viridiplantae; Streptophyta; Magnoliopsida; Rosales; Rosaceae. The record is from RefSeq and is a predicted model, not a curated record.